This is a messenger RNA of Chaetomium globosum CBS 148.51, 1203 nucleotides long. RefSeq lists its product as uncharacterized. Lineage: Eukaryota; Fungi; Ascomycota; Sordariomycetes; Sordariales; Chaetomiaceae. The record is from RefSeq and is a predicted model, not a curated record. Bases 1 to 1203 code for a protein of 400 amino acids. The transcript has 3 exons.
AUGGCUAUCGGUAGUUUGCCUACAAAUCCGGAAAGUUGGGCCCGUUGGCCUUACCCGCAACACGACAACGCCGACUUCAGCAUGACGCCAACCAGCAUGAUUUCCUAUGACUGCCGGACGACAACCACAGCCCAUAUCCCGCGCCCUGAACUUUCCCAGCACUUCGUCCCAACCACCUUCAGCUCGGCUCCGAUGCCCUCUCCCCCUUCUCCUCACUACCACGCGCCCAUAUCCUACGACGGGUACAACCCUUACAGCGCGCCGCCCAUGCUGGAUGCGCCCUUCAAGCCCCAGGAGUCUAUGGAGCGCCUACAGCCGCGUUGCAUGGCGCCGGAGCCGGCCGCGAACGGAGGGGCUCAAGGGAUGCCGUUCAUCAAGAGAAGCUGCAGUCCGUCAGUCAAGAGUGAGGCACACUCUUCCAGCUCGCCAUCUCCCAAGGCCGCCGCUUCCAACGCUCGGGUACAAGCCACCCCCGUUCACCAGUUCAACACCGCCAUCGACAAUGUCAUGCGGGUGAUCGAGGCCAAGCGUGAGAUCCUCGGCCCUGCGGACGAGGUAGAGCUCGUACAGGCGGAUGAGAAGAAGGAGGCGGCAAAGGACAACCAGGUCUGCCCGUAUUGCCAACGCCGCUUCACACAAAGCGUCAACCUCAAGGAAAUCGAGGCUUUCAACGCCAAGCUCGCUGCCAUGAAGGACAAGAGUAUGAUAUCCGAGGAGGACAAGGAAAUGGCCAAGUACCUCGGCGACGUCCACAACCUCGCCAACAAGGGCAUCAAAGGCCGCGGCAAGGGCCGCAAGGUCAAGCGGGUUAUGAUGCUACACCCACCACAACCACAGUCGUCUCCCGCCACGAGCCCGAUCAACCCCGAUGGCCACACUGGUCCCUACCCGAUGUCACUCCUGCCUCACGCACUCUCGCAUCUCCACAUGACGCAGCAGCAACAACAACAACACCAGGCCGUGCACCACGGCCUUCCCUACUACGGGGUGAGCAACCCGGCCGCCUACAGCAUGAGCAGGCCGCCCAACAUGCUCUUCGGCUCGCUAAGCAUCAACACGCGGGAACCGUACGGCCACGCUGGCUACGGCAUGGACUCGGACCAGCUCAGCGAUGCCAGCAGCGUCCACGGCUCCACGCCGGUCAUGCACACCUACGAGGAUGAACAUGGCCGGGAGUUGACGUUUGGUGAGAGGCUUUACUAA